Larimichthys crocea (large yellow croaker) is the source of this 5024-nucleotide messenger RNA. It is a transcript of the gene drd4b, whose product is annotated as dopamine receptor D4b. The transcript is spliced from 4 exons. Gene Ontology annotation, biological process: negative regulation of adenylate cyclase activity; regulation of dopamine secretion; phospholipase C-activating dopamine receptor signaling pathway. The record is from RefSeq and is a predicted model, not a curated record. Gene Ontology annotation, cellular component: plasma membrane. Gene Ontology annotation, molecular function: dopamine neurotransmitter receptor activity, coupled via Gi/Go; G protein-coupled receptor activity. Lineage: Eukaryota; Metazoa; Chordata; Actinopteri; Sciaenidae. The coding region runs from base 371 to 1531 and encodes 386 amino acids.
CCUGCAGGAGCGAGCUGAGGAGACGGCGAGGAGCCCGACCCGCACCAUGCGAGGAGUCUGUCAGUGUCAGUGCAGUGAAUGUGAAAAGAUCAGUGCAGCAAAGGUUGGAUAUAUAUAAGGUGGAUCAAACCCGAAUCUGGGGAUCUGCGCGGAUUUGCGUUUGGAGAGCGCGGUGCGCGCACGGGGCUCAGUGCGGACACUGAGCGUCCUCACGGGGGGAAACUCACACAGACUUCACCUGUGACGCUCCUACGGAUCCCAGGGGGGGCUGCUGGACACGGCUCAUAGAUGAAAACUGCCCCGGAGAGAGUCGUUCUCUGUCGGACAAGGAGCGCGUCAGUCUGCGGCGCACGGCGGAACACCGGCGACCAUGUCGGACAUCUCCACUGACUUUAACAACGACACGCUGCCGGCGGCCGCGGUCACUGACUUCAACUUCCCCGCGCUCAUAUUCGGGAUUUUGCUGAUCGUGACCGUCACCGGUGGGAACGUGCUCGUGUGCCUCAGCGUGUACCUGGAGAAGGCUUUAAAAACCACCACCAACUACUUCAUAGUCAGUUUGGCGUUUGCAGACCUGCUGCUGGCGGUGCUGGUGCUGCCGCUCUUCGUUUACGCAGAGUUUCAGGGUGGAGUUUGGACCUUGAACAUGGUGAUGUGCGAUGGCCUGAUGACCAUGGAUGUGAUGCUGUGCACAGCAUCCAUAUUCAACCUCUGUGCCAUCAGCGUGGACAGGUUCAUUGCAGUGUCCAUCCCUUUAAAUUACAACCGUAAACAUGUGGACCAUCGUCAGCUCAUCCUGCUGUCGGCCACCUGGCUGCUGGCUCUGGCAGUGGCCUCACCUGUCAUCUUUGGCAUCAACAACGUGCCUAACCGCGACCCCAGCGAGUGCAAACUGGAGGACAACAACUACGUGGUUUACUCCUCGGUCUGCUCCUUCUUCAUCCCCUGUCCCAUCAUGGUCCUGCUCUACUUUGGAGUUUUCCGCGGGCUGCAGCGCUGGGAGGAGGCGCGUAAGGUCAAACUGCGCAGCAGCAUCGAGGCCUGCAGGAAGCUGCAGCACGCGGCCGUCGCCACCGCCCUCCCUCCGCUGACUGGCACAAUCCCCGGGCCUCUGCCGAUGCCUCUACCGAGGAUCAUCGAGAGGGACUUGGCUCAGUCUCGACUGGACGACACGGAGGACUACAUGCAGCAUGAGAUUCCUUAUCCUCGACAGUACAGAGAGAACUCAGUGCCCACGGUGACGUUCAGCCAUCAGCUGCACAGGAAGAAGCGAGCCAAGAUUAACAACAGGGAGAGGAAAGCUAUGAGGGUGCUACCUGUCGUAGUAGGUUGCUUCUUGUUCUGCUGGACUCCGUUCUUCGUGGUCCACACGACGCGAGCAUUGUGCAUGACGUGCGACAUCCCUCCCAGUCUGAUGAGCACCGUCACCUGGCUGGGCUACGUCAACAGCGCUCUCAAUCCCAUCAUCUACACCAUCUUCAACACGGAGUUCAAGAAAUUCUUUAAGAAAUGUUUCCGCAGCUGCUGCUGACACCAGAUUUCCUUCAACAGACACAAAAACAAAAAAAAGGAACCGGGAGAUGAUGAUGCUCAGCUCGGUGAAAACAUUUUGGUUUGGGUGGAUUAACGCCACACAAGUCUUGAUUGGGGAAGUCUAAGACUUCCAGUUUUAACUCAUCUCUUGGCUGCCGGCUGCAUGUCAAUAGUAUCUUGUUGACAGGAGAAAUAUGUGUUUAAGCAGUUGUUGGCGGUGUAUAUUGCAUUCCUGGUUCUGUUCUGACAUUUGGUGAUGUACUUUCUUGAUCCUCUGGGAUUACUGCUCAAACAAAAUGAUGAUGUUGAGGUGGAAAGCUGCAGAAAGCAGCCAAACAGUGACAUAAACUCCCCAGACUGAGAGGAGCUUUUCACCACUUUCAGUUCGUCUGUACAGCACUUUGUUCUUUUCUUUUUGGAGUAUACUUUACAUCAGCCUCAGCUGAAGUUACGCUCUGCCAGUUACAGUGAGCAACGUGGGAUUUGUCCAGAGCCUGCUCUGCCUGAAAGGAUCAACUCAGGACAAAAAGAAAUGUCCCCGAGGUGCAGAAAGACUGAAUACAUUUCACCAGAGCAGAAUGUCAAACAGCUGAACAAAACUGAUCUGCACUUCUUCUUUUAGAAGCAGUUUGACAUUUUGAGCUUCUAAGAUAUUUGGAGACAUCUGAGCUAAAUUAAGUCCACCGGCUGUACGAGCAAUGUUUGCUUAAGGGUCCAGUGUGUAGGAUUUAGUAGCAUGUGUAGUUUCUGACUGGAACCCCCUCGCCUCACCCACCUUCCUACGAGAAGGAGAAACUAUGGUAGUGUUGAAUCACGUUAAAAACUUUAGGUCCCUUUCUAGAGACAGUGUUUAGUUUGUCCGGAAGAGGACCCGCCGGGUCUAUAUAUACAAAAAAAGUUAAAUCCAAGGUGACAAAAUCAUUUCAACAAAUUCCGAAUUUCAGGUGAUUACACACUAAUGAAAACAGAGUUACGAAUAUUAGAAAUCUGUAAAUAGAGCUCUCUAAAUUCGACACACUGGACCUUUUAAAUGUUCAACUCAACUUUAAUGCAACACAUAAAAGUUCACAUCAGUCCUCAGGACACUGUCGGAAAUCUUGAAAACAUGAAAGUUCUUGUGAGAAACAUCCUCCGAACCACCAACUGAUCAGUGAGAGGAGAGAAGACGAGGGACGCCGUUUGAAGGAAGCCAGGAAAAUAUCAAAACACUUCAUUAAAUAAAUAUUUCACAGGAAUGUGGUGGUGGAGAGAGGGUGGAGUGGAUUUCUCCCCUUUUUUGAGGAGCAGCGGUCGGAAAGUGACUCGAGGAGCAGAACAUGAAAAGAUCACGCAGUCAACUGAAACGCUCCCCUGACACGGAUCGCUGACUUCUCCCGUGAACUGAGUGUGAAUCAGGAAAAAAGGUUCACAAUACUAUGAACAUGGCACAGUUGGAACCAGCUCACCGUGGCUGUUUAAAUUCAUUUUAACGCGUGUACUGAUAUAAAAGAAACAUACAAUAUUGAGUAGCAAUAUGCCUUAACUUCAAAGGAUGUACUGUCUGUCUGUGAUAGAAUCAAAAUGCCGAGCACAUUUACAAAAAGCAAGAGUCAUUUUUUAAGUUAUCAAAAACAUAUCUGCUUUCCUGUUUUAUACCUAAAACUUUUUUUUUAGUAUGUCAUGUUCAUAAUCACACAAUCAAACAACAUCCUUCAACCACAAGGUCCUGACAGAAAUGAUAAAUUUGUUCCUUUCGUGCUGUUUAUCUGAAUAAUCUGAUUAAUUUGAGUGCUGAGGGGAAAAUACAUCUACAUCUAAGUUAUAUUAAUUAAUAUAAUAAAUAGCUCAAGGAAGAAGGAGAGAGUUUGCAUCUUUUGCCUGGCAAAUUAACUUCUGCAGCGCUUCUCUGGAAAGUUUAUCUCCCGAUAAUUAAUUACUACAGCAGAAUAUUCCUGCCACCGUGACAAAUAUUGCCUCGGUCUCUUGUUACAACAACGUUCUUUUCAGGUUAAAGUGAGAUUUUUCAUGUUACUGUGACAUUUUCUUGUCAUUGCCACAUGACAAAUGAAUCCAUAUUUUUAUAUGACAAACAAAUCACUUUGUUUUGUUAAAUUAGGCGUUUAUUUUCAUUAUACACAAAAUGUCCUUAUAACAUGGCAUGUAUCCCGUUGUAAUCAUUGAUAGUGUAUAAUUAGUGGACAGAGCUUCUGUGUCUGAACAGUGAUGCCAACACUGAAGUGUCAGUGCCAGCUCCACUGGCUCCACUGGCUGCAAAAAGAAGUACAUUUGUAUUGACUGUAAUGGCAAAAUGAGCCAACUUCUCACUUAAUUUAUGACCUCUGUAAACAGUUUCCUCAUGAGUUUAUAGUCUCAAUCUCUAAUUUCAAGUUUCUUCCAAACAGCGUGAUGUCAACUUAGUAAAUUACGGUCCCGUUGAGAGUAAAAUAGAACAAAACAAAGCAGUCUGUGCUUUAAGGCGAUACUUUGUGAUCGACAAACUCAGAUCAAACCAGGUAAUGCUGAUCAAAUAUGAAUCAAGAUUUAUUGGCACCCACCUGUCAAUCAAAGUGUCCACGCUCUUAAUUCUGCAUAACUUUAAUAUAAUUUGAACAGGUGAGCCUCAGGUGUCUCUAUGGUUGUCCAUGAAUCAAUAGCAGACGUCACAGUAGGUUGACAUUUGGUUGUGACUUGACCAGGAUUUCUUUAAAAUAAGAAAUUUUACUUUGUUAUAAUAAGAAAGUGAUCAAAUAUUUUUGUCAUGGUGGCAGAAAUACAUCCAUAUGUGUCAUUUCCUUCCAAAACUAUUAUUUCUGCUACUUGAAACAGUCAACGUGAUACACAGACUCAUCACAUAAUACAGUACAUUCCCCAAAAAGCAGCAACAACAACAACAACAGUAGAGGAUCAUUUUAUUAUUAACUGUUUGAAAAAAUGUGUGAAGAUGUUGAAUAAUAGGUAACUCAAUUCAAGUGAAGCAUUUCCAGAUUGUGUCUUGAUAACGUCGCACAUUAGUUAAUAUCCGCUUGUCAAGUUUUGUGAAAAGUUGUUUUUUAUGUUCUGAAACUGAAAGUAUUCGACUGCAGGAUGGCUUAAAUUUGAGCGAUAUUGUCCUUUAAGCCAUUACUGCCUGUCACCACAGUAUGUAUGUUUGGCUACUGACUGUGCCUACUGUAUGCCAUAUCCACGUUUUAUGUGGAAACAUUUCUAAUAAAGUGUGUCAUCUAUCUAAAUGUCGCGGUGGUCAGCUCUGUUUGAGGUGGAAUGAUCUCAUCUUUAUGACCGAAAUAACUUCAUGUCCUCACCUGAGCAAACAAACUAGAUACCACAGGUGAUCUGAAGAAAACAACGACUGAGCCGCAGUUUGAUGCAGAUUUUAAAAUCCUAUUUAUGCACGGCUGGAUUAUGAGAUAAUGGCCUCCUGAGCACAAGCAUGUACCUCCCAUACAGACAGACAUAAGAAGUCUUUUGUAGUUGUUUCUUGUCUCUUUGUAGUUGUUUCUUGUCUCUUUGUA